Molecule: messenger RNA, 420 nt
Organism: Hansenula anomala
Lineage: Eukaryota; Fungi; Ascomycota; Saccharomycetes; Phaffomycetales; Wickerhamomycetaceae
Gene: GOT1
Product: Got1p
Exons: 6
Coding region: 1-420 (139 amino acids)
Biological process (GO): retrograde transport, endosome to Golgi; endoplasmic reticulum to Golgi vesicle-mediated transport
Cellular component (GO): Golgi membrane; Golgi cis cisterna; endoplasmic reticulum
Source: RefSeq, a predicted model, not a curated record
AUGGUGUGGCUUACAGAACAGCAGAAAUUCGGUGUUGGUUUCACCGCAGGUGGUUUGGUGUUUUUCUUAUUGGGUAUUGCAACAUUUUUUGAUUCUGCUUUAUUAGCACUAGGUAAUCUUCUAUUUGUUAUUGGUGUUGUCUUAAUCAUUGGGCCUCAAAGAACUGUGGUAUUCUUUACUAGACCAACAAAGAUUCGUGGUUCAAUUGCAUUUACAUUAGGUAUUUUCUUGAUCUUAUUCAAAUGGCCAUUCACUGGAUUCUUGAUUGAAAGCUUUGGUAUACUAGCCUUAUUUGGUGAUUUCUUUGCAGUUAUUGUUUCAUUCUUAAGAAGUGUUCCAAUAAUAGGACCAAUCCUUUCACACCCUGUCGUUGCACCUGUUGUUGAUAAAAUCGCUGGUGUUAGAGUCCUCCCAGUUUAA